Messenger RNA from Neohortaea acidophila, 454 nucleotides. RefSeq lists its product as uncharacterized. Lineage: Eukaryota; Fungi; Ascomycota; Dothideomycetes; Mycosphaerellales; Teratosphaeriaceae. The record is from RefSeq and is a predicted model, not a curated record. The transcript has 2 exons. The coding region runs from base 80 to 328 and encodes 82 amino acids.
CACAUUCUUUGAUCAACUCGCAACUCCACAUUCCUUCAUCAACUUGCAACUCCACAUUCUUUGAUCAGAACCAACAACCAUGCAGUUCUUCACGUUCCUAGGCCUCGCGACGCUCUGCAGUCUCGCCGCAGCGGGCGCCGGGUCAGGGUGCGAUCCCUUGACCGUAACCGUUACCCUUCCGCCGGUUACCGUAACCGUCACGGCUUUGACGACGAGCACGAUAGACACGACAUCGACGAUCGAUGUGACGAAGACGAAGACGAAGACAACCUUCGAAACGGAGACAGUCACUGGCGGUUACCACCACAGACACGGUGGCUGGUCUUAGGUGCAAUAGACACUCACACCAAGCGGGCCAUCCAGACUGGCGUCCGCAGGUACAACUACUGUGCGACGGAGAGCACGCCACUUGUGGGCAGUGAUGAAGAUGUGGCUGUGAUGGGAUGCGUUGGUC